AUGCCAGCGCCAUCAGAUAGGCGUGAGCCUGUCGUACGAUUUCAUACACCUAUGCCAGCUGGAUAUGUUUUCGUCCCGAAAGGGGAUCGUUACAUGACAGCAAACUGUCGUAAGGAAACACAAGCCGCGGGGGAAACCGUGUAUGUUGUGGUCAACAAGAACAAGGCAGUGAUCGGUAUCCGCGUGCCCGAAAAUGUUCUUGCUCGCGUGCGCGCCUCGGAAGCGUCGACACGCGCAGACCGUGCGAGUGCUGUCCAGAAGCGCGAUGAAGGAAUGGAGCGUCAGUUUCGGGAGGCUAUAGUGAAGCUCUUCCCGAAAAUCCCCGCCGCAGACACCCCGAAGGUCGUCAAGACAGCUAUGCAAAAGGGCAGUGGUCGCGUGGGCAGGACUGGAAAACUGGAAGUUGAGAAGAAGGCGGAGCUGGCACUGCGUGCACACAUUCGCCAUCAACACACGGAAUACGAAAAGUUACUCAGGAGUGGGACUCCAAGACUCAAAGCACGCGACAUGACCCUGGAUAAAGUCAAUGAAGUUGUGGAGUCCUGGGAUGGGCAAAUAUUGGCAGCGAGGCGUCAAAAGAAGGCGAAACCGCGGACGAGUAAAGCAAGACGACGAACAGAUGCGAAAUCGCCAGAACAGAAAAUGACACAGAACCCACGCCACAGAGCAUCUUCUACCCCAGAACGGUUGUCUGAAAGCAACGCAAAGUCGGCAAAGGGUGAUAGAAAGGCUGUGGGAUCAGGUCAGCAUUCUGGUGGCAAUAAUUCCAGCAACCCGCCCUUGUUCCCGCAAGAGCGACGGACCCGUAUGCUUCGGACGCGAUAUGCCAGGAGUGCGUCCGCCAGACGAGGAAAGUCUCCACAUGGUGGUGAUAGCAGGGCUCAAGCACCUAGUGGUGGCACUGGGAAAUCGUUACGAGAUGAUGUAUCAGAUGUGCAAGAAAGUGACGAAUAUAUUGACAGUGAUAGCAUGGUUUGGUCUGGAACAGAUGAGGAAGAUUCUGAUUGGACAUUGGACUGA
This is a messenger RNA of Neoarthrinium moseri, 1020 nucleotides long. RefSeq lists its product as uncharacterized. The record is from RefSeq and is a predicted model, not a curated record. NCBI's taxonomy places the organism in Eukaryota, Fungi, Ascomycota, Sordariomycetes, Amphisphaeriales, Apiosporaceae. The coding region runs from base 1 to 1020 and encodes 339 amino acids. The transcript has a single exon.